This is a messenger RNA of Triplophysa rosa, 5424 nucleotides long. RefSeq names its product opsin 5 (gene opn5). NCBI's taxonomy places the organism in Eukaryota, Metazoa, Chordata, Actinopteri, Cypriniformes, Nemacheilidae. The transcript is spliced from 7 exons. Gene Ontology annotation, molecular function: G protein-coupled receptor activity. The record is from RefSeq and is a predicted model, not a curated record. Gene Ontology annotation, biological process: G protein-coupled receptor signaling pathway. Gene Ontology annotation, cellular component: membrane. The coding region runs from base 344 to 1405 and encodes 353 amino acids.
UACUCAAUCUCUCACUUUACACCACCAGAUGCGCUUUCCCAAAUUCCCUCCAACGCCUGAGCUCCAGAAAUUAUGUGCAUUACUGCGUUCUGCUUUUCCACCACUUCAGAUCAACAGUAGUUUGAAGGAUCGUGUUUAAAAUUCACAGUCACCACCUGAGAAAGAAGUCAAACAAACAAGCGUUUGAUAACAGAGGAAACAUCACCGGCGCAGUGCGUGUUGUAAGCGGAGAUGAUGAAGAGAUGAAAAGGAUAUCAACUCAAUUUUAGCAACACUGCAAAAGUGCACAAACCCAUCGGGAUGCUUUUACAAUUACAGGUUAUCACAUUCCUCAGUGUUCCUAAUGGAGAAUGAGACGUCAGCAGCGUCGGGCUAUAUCCCACACUAUCUUCUUCGAGGGGAUCCCUUUGCCUCCAAGCUUUCCAAGGAAGCGGACAUAGUGGCUGCAUUCUACAUCCUCGUCAUUGGUAUCUUGUCAGCCACCGGAAAUGGUUACGUCAUCUAUAAGACCAUCAAACGGAAGACCAAGUUAAAGCCGCCAGAGUUCAUGAAACUGAAUCUCGCUUUGUUCGACUUUGGCAUAUCAGUCACUGGAAAGCCAUUUUUUGUGGUGUCUAGUUUUUCUCACCGUUGGCUCUUCGGCUGGGUAGGCUGCCGCUUCUACGGUUGGGCUGGCUUUUUCUUUGGUUGUGGAAGUCUCAUCACAAUGACAAUCGUCAGCUUAGACCGCUACUUGAAAAUCUGUCAUUUAAGAUAUGGUAUAUGGUUCAAGCGCCGCCACGCUAUUCUCUAUGUGGCGUUCACCUGGAUCUACGCUAUAUUCUGGGCCACCAUGCCUCUGGUGGGCUGGGGGAAUUAUGCACCCGAGCCGUUUGGCACCUCCUGCACUUUGGAUUGGUGGCUGGCCCAGGCCUCUGUGCCUGGUCAGAGCUUUGUUAUGUGCAUGCUUAUCUUCUGUCUGGUCCUCCCCACCGCCAUUAUCGUCUUUUCUUACAUCAUGAUCAUCUUCAAGGUGAAGUCCUCGGCUAAAGAAGUCUCUCAUUUCGACACACGGAAUAAGCACAACCACAACCUGGAGAUGAAAUUGACUAAGGUGGCGAUGUUGAUCUGUGCAGGAUUUUUAAUAGCUUGGAUCCCUUAUGCUGUAGUAUCGGUGGUGUCUGCUUUUGGAGAACCUGAUUCUGUACCUAUUUCAGUCUCGGUUGUACCGACUCUGCUGGCCAAGUCCUCUGCAGUGUACAAUCCAAUCAUCUAUCAAGUCAUAGACUGCAAGAAGAACUGCACAAAUUCUCUCUGCUUUCAAUCUUUGAAUAAAAAAAGGAAACGGUACAGGACCCCAAGGCUUUACUCCAUCUCUGCAUCCCUGAAGGAGAGGGCACUCCAUGAAGUUCAGAUUGAACCAUGAGGAGAUGACCCACAACAGACCUGUGAUAGGACACUGGGCACAUUCAUUAACAUUCUGCCAUUUACACACAUGCACGCAGUGCUGACUGAACUGUGCGAAACAGUGUGUAUAGAAAAAUUAAGAGAUAAAGAUGUGUAUUUUUAUAAUUCUAUGGUUAUUUGUAUCGUCUCUAAAGCACUUCACAGAAAAGUCCACAUAUUAACAGCACCACAAAUCAACAGAGGAUCUGCUUUACAUGGCUAAUGUGACAUCACAAAUCGUUAGUUGCACAAGAUGGCGCCGGUGAGCUUUUGGGAUGCCAGGGUCGGCAGUCGUAUAAUAUUGUAUGGGAAAAGGAGGACUUUUGGCUGGCAAAUAUGGGUGUUUUUUAGGUAAAAAAGAACAAAUAUAUCAGCGAUAUUACAGAUCCUCUUUCCAUUGCUGAGCACUUCGUUAACCAAAACAACUUGAUAGUGUUAUACGACCGGAAAUUAGUUUGCCGACCCUGGCAUCGCAAAAGCUCACCGGCGCCAUCUUUGCAAAUAGCCCUUGUAAAACAAACGCUAGUGUCUGUUCAGUAUACAUGUCUUGUUUGGUAUUUGUACACUCGGUAAACAUCAUUUAAACAGUACAUAACUAGGGAUUUUUAAGGUCCUACUUUGGUUUAUGGAGUGUCCAACAACAAGUUUAUGUACAUAAUAGUGUUUUUACACCUUCUAUUUCGUAGUAAUAGGCAGUUAUUCUAUAGUUCUAUAGUUCAGUUAUUCUCAUUACCUUACUUCUUGACUGACUCUCAAAUGAUGUUCCGCAAUUCAUCUGUCUAAUCCCCUCCUUUCCGCUAGCCUAAUCUGCUGUGAUUGGUUUACCACGAAUGAGGCUCACGAGCUACAGUGUUUGGGGGAGAAGAGUGAAGUUUUCGCGGGCAGUCCUAGUAGAACGUAGGUGGGGACUAUAUGUAGUGACAUAAAUCCGCGGCGGUUCGCAAAUCGGACUAGGGACGACUCGUUUGCGUGAUUCAGAGUCGACUCCCUUUUUUCCAAGCCAAUAACUUUGUUAUUAAUUCACCUUCGUAUUUACAACUUGGCAGACUGCUUACUUUCAAACACGGCAACAUUACACACUGCAUGAAAUGUGAUUUUCAUGAUCUCAUGUUAUGUACUCUUUAAACUGGCCACGCACAUUUACAGAUGAACAACUAAGUGUGUGCUUUUUGUGUUACAAUAAAUACAAUUACAACAAAAAAUAACAGCAAUGAAUACUAUUGAAUUUCUUUUGCAUUAUAAAACAGUUCAGAAUGGAGAAGCUGGGUCAUGUGCAAUGAGUAUAGAUAUUUCAAAAAUGAUCCAUGACACGUGUCUCCCAAAUUCAGUCUGAAGAUUUUUUGCUACGUUCGAAACAUUUAACUCAUUUUAAAACCUACAAUUUCAGAGAAUCCGAUGGGAUUUAUUUCUAUUAAACAUAACGGCCCUUAUUUAUUUCAAGCCACAUAAAACCAGACAAUCCAUGUAAUCUUAAAUGUUGAAGUAGGACAUGUACAGUACAGUUGGUACAGAUAAGUUGUUAUUGCAAAUUGCAAGAUUGCAAUUAAAAGUUUUCCAAAAACAUAUUACAGAGAUCUGAGAGAUGUUUCUCAGAAUGCAACUAAUGGAUGAUCAAAUAGAUACUGAAGCAAGCAAUAUGUCUAGAAUACUAAGACAAGGUGCAGGGUAAGUUUUCUUUAAAAUAACCAAGAGACUCACUUAUCUCAGCAAAUUGGAUUUCCAAAGGCUUAUAAUGAACUCGUACUCUAUCAAGAUUCAAAACACUCCGAGUAUUAGACUGAUAAAUGCUAGAAUAAACUUGCUAUUUAAAAUGCAUAUCUUGACCCAUGUGUCAACAUACAUUAGUUUGAUUAGUUUGCGAUCUGUAUUAUACCAGUCACUUAAAAUCCCCUGCUCUUAGAUUCCCCCUCCAGUUUUUUAGCAGUUUGGUCCAGCGCCCUCAUCCUUUCUCCUCUGCCGUCAUGCUGUUGUGACAGUGACCUGACGUAAUCUGUAAAGCAAAAUGUCCUCUAGUCGCAGGAAGUGAGAAUGCACUGGAUGCCUCAUUUCCUGUCUUCUGUGUGCCAUUAUGCAGUUAACCGCCAGCAUGAGCUUGAAUUCAGUUUUCAUGUGAUAUCCAUAGGAACGCCCCUGGAGGGUAAAACAAUGUUUUCGCCAAAAAGACGAGAGGUUUGUUUAGAAGAAGUACUGUAAAGAUGUUGUUUACUUGACUUUGAAAAUAAUUUUGAUUUGAAUUGUUAUAAAAUUUUGUUUUAACCAAAAUAAAGUCGAUCUUACAUUAAGUGGAAAAAUAGUUUUGCUGCCUUUAAAAGCACAGUGAAAAUGGCUUUACAAGUCAUUUCAACUUAAUACUUUAAAUUUCUGAGUUGCUGAAACCAAAAUAGUAGAAAUUGCUUAAUUUCCAUAGAUGAUACAAAAGUAAUACAACAUUUUUUAAAUGACUUGAAAAGCCAGUUAGAUUGAACUUGAAAAUGUAAUCCAGCAAUUUUAUUUACCGUUUUUUCCCUCACCUUUAGUUUGACUCACAGUUUGAGAAAGACUUCAUUGCCAUUGAAAACACUUAUAACUGUUUGUACUUUUGAACCCUUUUCAACCUGGCAGCAGUGUAAGAAUCACCCAGGUGCAGUUCUGGCAUGGCUGUUUUAAUAAUCGAAACACUUAAACACAUACUUUAUAAAGAUCGCGUGUCCAAAACUCGCAGUGUGUUUACAUAUCUUUGUUUUACUAUGUGAUCUAAAUAUUUUUGGCUUUGGAAAACUGGCAGGCUAUGCUGCUCCAGAGUGUCUGUUGACUAUGUUUUGGCCUCCUGGUCUCCCUGUCAGUCUUGUGAUUAAAGCUAUAAAUAAAUUAUAUUUAUUUAUAGCUUUAGAAUUCUCCCCUUUAUUUAUAGCUUAUGUACUAUUUAUGGCUUUGUUAUUGCGCUAAAGGUUAUCCUAAUAGCUAACUCAAUUUUCUUAUGGUGCAUUUAGCUUUAAAAAGCCAUUGAAUUAAUCACAAAAUAAAAUUCAACAAUUCAAUGUACUUUUGCAAAACAUUGCUGCCUUGUUGUGUCCAUUUGGAGAUUCCAGUUCAGUUUUCUAUAAGAUACAUGACAUACAUUACAGGUACUUUAGCAAUUAUGUUAAACAUUCUAGGUAACAUUUCACGUGUUGAGUCACAAAGCUUGAGAAGCUUUUGUUUUCUCAGUAUACGUCCCACAUUUACUUAGGCUAGCUACUUAUCAUACAGUAAAAUGUAUGUUUAAAUAAAAAAAGACCAAUAAAUUUAAUUGAAAGAGUUGAGUAAUCAUGUCAUAAUUAAUUGCUGUAAUUGUGGAUUCAUUUGUAUGUUCUGUGUACUCAAGUAAACAAGUGUGAUGUCAAUAUGCCAUCUACAUUAAAAGUGGAUAAUGGUUUAAAAUCUAGCACUCAUACUUCAUUCAUUGUGAACAAUUUGUGGAAAUGAGUUUGAUAUUGAAAACUAACUGUUGUUGAUACUCCCAGUCUUAUAUGGCCUGGCUAUAAAUAACAUGAAAUGUACUUUUUGUAUUUUGUAAAUGUCCUUCAUUCAGCCUGUAGGUGAAAGCGAAAUACUGCCUCACCUGGGAUAAACAAUAGAAUGACAUGAAGAAUUUGCCGACAUCAAGCAUGAAAUGUAUUUAAAGAAAACGUUGAAGAACUCAAGGACAUUUUGGGAUCCGUCCAAAAAAAAGAAGCUAAGAGGAGUAAUCCCUGGUGAGAUACAGUAGCUGGCCUUGGAGGAAUGUGCCCUGAAGACAUUACACAAGUCUUGAGCCUAAAGCCUCACUAGCUAUCAGCUAGUUAGCUUCACUGUAAAAACAGUUGAGUCAACUUAAAAUAAUAAUAACAAGGCAACCUAUCACAAGCACGGUUUUGAGUUAACUCAACAAACAGAGACUAAAAAAAAAUAUGUUUGAGUCAUCAGUUGUCACAACAUAGUAAAAUGUACCUAAUGAACAACAGAACAAAAUAUUUUUUUGUUGGCUGAACAUAAAUAGAG